This is a messenger RNA of Condylura cristata (star-nosed mole), 1555 nucleotides long. It is a transcript of the gene FAM227B, whose product is annotated as family with sequence similarity 227, member B. The record is from RefSeq and is a predicted model, not a curated record. The coding region runs from base 5 to 1534 and encodes 509 amino acids. NCBI's taxonomy places the organism in Eukaryota, Metazoa, Chordata, Mammalia, Eulipotyphla, Talpidae. The transcript has 15 exons.
CACCAUGGCAGACCGAUUCUUUUCUGACUGUGCUCACAUACCUUACUGUCAGAGAAUGCAAAGACCUCCAAAGAACAUUGAAGAAUUUUUAAAAUUUCAAAAUUUGGAUUAUUGGCCAAGGAAAAUUUCUUUUAAAGAUAAUGAUGAAUGGUCAUACAUGAUAAAGAAAAUAAAAGAAGAUAGCUCAUUUGCUUCAAUUUAUACACAUUUAUGGGGAAAUGGCCCUCGAAUACCUGAGGCAUUUGCAAUAGUGGAGUCAAGAUUAGAUGAAUGUUCAUUUCAUUUGAAAAACCAUGCCUCUAAAAUAUUGGAGUGGAACAAUAUCAUGUACAGGACAAGUUCUUAUGAAAAAUUACAAAGAUACAGGGCACUUCUAGCAAAAUAUCCUAAGAAGAAAAUAAUGCUUUCAGAUGAAAUGACAACAAAGAAGAGUAUAGAGGGUUCCAGCUUCUCAGGAUUCAAAUCAAAUGAACUUACUCAACUCCCCAGACAUUUGGAUGCGGAACAAAUUUAUCUUUUUAUUUUAAAAGCCCAAAACUUUGAUGAAAAAGUUUUUAAAAUCUGGAAGACUCAUUUCCUCUCGCAAGCCUCUAUUGCUCUUUUGCAUGAUUCAUUUUGGUGGUGGUAUCUCCAUAAAUUUAAGCCUGACAGAGAAAAUCAAGAUUUCUUGUUUGAUAGAAUUUCAGAAAGUUAUGUGAUACUUUUCAUGAGCAUACCACUAAGUCGAAAGGAUGCCUUUUUUCAGGUGUAUCCUGAUUGUUUGGCACAAGCUAUCUAUGCAACAUUUCAGGAAGCAUUUCCAGAAUCCAGUAAUCUCUUUAAUGAUGAAUUUAAAGAAGACCUAGGGAAUAACAUUUGUCUUUGGUUGACAGGUUUAAAACCUCAAAGAGGUUUUUGGACCCACUGGAAACUGAAUGAACUCUCCACAAAAACCAUACAUGGUAGCAAGAAAGUGUCUUCAAAAUCUCUAUCUCUAACAAGUCAAGAGUGCAUAACAACUUCCAUAAACUGCAAUGUAAUGAAAAUUUUGAAAAACCCAAGAACAUAUGCAAUGUCUACAUCCAGAGAAGAAUCAGGAGUACCAAAACUGACAGCAAAGUCCCAUUAUUGUGGCAUUGGUCCAGAAUUUAACCACGUGCUGUUCAGUUUUGGAGGUCUGAGUCCACUGAUUUUAUAUUAUCUGACCAUACAUGAGGUACCUGGUGUUUCUAAAAUCCCUAGACAAACUAAGAUUAAAUUCACUGGAAUAUAUAAAGAACCAUCACCUGCCCCAACUUACCGUGAUGUUAUAAAGGAAGCAAAAAGGCAAUUUGCAAAGAACCGAAAGGAUUUCCGAAUACUCCAAGCAAAGGCUACCAAGAAACCCUAUGAAGCUAUGCUUGACUUCGACAAGUUUCUAUAUAAACUGCGAUGUAAAGAUCGAAUUGAGCAAGAAUUUCUGACUUCACUGUCAUCAUCAUCAUUAUCAUCAACGGAAGACUACAGGUUGGAGGAAGAUGAAUGCGAAGAGAAAGCAGAAAUGAACUGUAUUUAAGACUAUUGCAUAUAAUUUAAU